Messenger RNA from Microdochium trichocladiopsis, 450 nucleotides. RefSeq lists its product as uncharacterized. The record is from RefSeq and is a predicted model, not a curated record. Bases 1 to 450 code for a protein of 149 amino acids. Lineage: Eukaryota; Fungi; Ascomycota; Sordariomycetes; Xylariales; Microdochiaceae. The transcript has a single exon.
AUGCAGCGAACCCUUCGAGCAGCGCAGCGCGCCGCCGCUUCCACCAAAUCUGCCGCCACUGCCGCGAAAACGACCACCGCCGCCACCACCAGAGCAGCUCCUCUUCCAUACGCGCCGCCACGACUACAACAAAAUCACGUCGCCAGCUCUUAUCCAGCACAGACACAACCGGCAGCACAGCCCACCCCUUCCCCUUCACCACAAUCCGCGCCGACUCGACCGACGACGACGACGACGACGACACCGCCCCCCGUGGAAAAGGUACUGCCCGGCAGCCCCGCGUACAACCGCGCCGCGAGCAAGUACACGCGCGCCAUGAUUGCGAUGCCGAUCCUCCUGCUCACCUCGUACGUCCUGUACGGCCGGUUCCUGGGCGGCCAGGAGGAGAAGGUGUUGCCUGGUGCGGAGGGGCGGGCUGGCGGGCCAAAGCUGGUGGUUCUCGACAAGUGA